GUUGUCUGUCCGUCAGUCACGCUAAAAUGUCAUACGCACAAGCAGGGAACAAGCGCCAGAAAGUGAGGGAAGGUAGAGCCGAAAUGGACUAUUUUCAAGGCAUAGAUAAGGUAGAGUACAAUAAUAUGGCAACACCGACUGAUGGCAGCAGCUACCGCUACUACUGCAGUGGCGAGCGACUGCACGGACGGACUAUGGAGGAAUGGCUCAAGUAUAGCGUCUCGUUCUCUGAUUUUAAAAGCAAUGGAUCCGAUAGCCACGGAAAACCUACAGUGAGCAGACCUUGGGAUGACAACACCAAUUCCAUAGACAACUACAAGCGUUGCAUCAAAGCCUUCUUAGAUUUCUGUCUCAAACUCGGCGUGAAAUAUUGGACGGCUUUCGACACGGAUCUCGUCCCUUUGACGGACAACUGGGACGAAAACAGAACGAAUUGGGACGAGAUUUCAGAGUACCUGCAAGAAAUGUUGCAGAAGACUCACCUGAAGAUUCUGUGGCUGGCACCAGAUUUGCACUCCCAUCCGAGAUACGCUUCUGGUGCGUCUACAUCUCACGAAGCAGCAACAUACGUGCACGCGGCUACACAGAUUAAAAAAUGUCUCGAAAUGUCGCAACGUUUGAACGCCGAAAACUUUCUAAUAUUUCCGUACAGGGAAGGCUAUAGCGCCAUCUUCCAAACGGAUCUGGCAAAAGAAUUAAAAUUAUUUGCGAAAUUGUUAAAAACUACAGCCGAAUACAAGGAUAGAUUGAGCUACAAAUGUCAAUUGCAAAUUAUGCCGUACGUAGAUUUUGGUAGAAAUUACAACAUGAGCUGGCAACACCAAAGUUGGCGGCAAAAUGACGUGCACAGAUACAUGUGGGAUGUCACUAGCUGCUUGUAUUUCCUGAAAAACUUCAAUUUAGACCGACAUUAUAAAGCUUGUACUCCGCCAGGGCCGGAUAUGUAUAUGGCGAGUGUAUACAACAUGCUGGGUGGCGUCACAGUAACAGAUCAUUUCGACUACUCCGAUGCCAAGUCUAUUACUCUUACAAUGAAGUAUAUUGUCGAUAUGGGAGCAGCGCCCCCUGGCGGAAUUUCGCUCAAACUGUGUCCACGAAGAGACAGCGAUCUGAAAGAGCUAAUGUCGAACCACGUGCAGUAUAUAGACGCCUUUGCGAAGGGCCUCCGAGUCGCAUGCAACGUUGUCGGCGAACAGGCGUUCUCGAAAUAUAUACAGCAACGUUACGCGAGCUUCGGCAGCGGUUUCGGCGGCCGCAUCAUGACAAACGACGUACCAUUGGAAGAGUGCGAAGAGUAUUACAAGAAAAACCAAGUCCAGAACGAGUCGGCUUCGUCCAAGACCUGUCACUACGAGCUGGUCUUCCAGCGGUACCUGGACACCUGCGACCACGUCUGAUACUGGUCCCUCCAGGCCUUGUGGGUCAACAUACCGUGACAUACUGUAUCCAGAACUAAUAAUAAAUAUGAAAUCUGCUACGAGGUAGAAAACCAUUUUGUAUUAACUUUAGGUCCUAUUUCACCCACCAACGUCUGUUAGUGUUAACAACUUGUUAAAAUAUCAUGUCUUCUCUUUAUUCGUAUGAA
Messenger RNA from Aricia agestis (brown argus), 1585 nucleotides. Its product is annotated as xylose isomerase-like. The record is from RefSeq and is a predicted model, not a curated record. The transcript is spliced from 8 exons. NCBI's taxonomy places the organism in Eukaryota, Metazoa, Arthropoda, Insecta, Lepidoptera, Lycaenidae. Gene Ontology annotation, molecular function: xylose isomerase activity. Gene Ontology annotation, biological process: carbohydrate metabolic process. The coding region runs from base 27 to 1397 and encodes 456 amino acids.